AUGACGUGGCCAUCGUGGAAGAAGGCAUUUCAGAAUUACUUGGUUGCGUCUGGCCUAGACAAAGAGUCAACAACCCGCCGUAAGGCUAUAUUGUAUCACUGCCUUGGUGCUGAAGGGCAAAGGAUUUUUGAUCUGCUACCGCCUUCUCAAACGUCCGCUACCAACUCAGUUGCAACUACAACGGAAUCCACGGAGUCACCAUCCGAGACCGCCGCAGAUGAGAUGGAAAUAGCUCUCAAGACCUUGGAUACUCACUACACUACCACCGUUAAUCCUAUCGCCGAGCGACACAAAUUUCGUCAGCGCCGUCAGCAGCUCGGUGAGUCAAUUUAUGACUACGUCCUGGCUCUUCGAGAACUUGCCAGUACCUGUGACUUCGGGGCGACGCUUGAUUCCAUGAUACGCGAUCAAAUUGUCGAAUCCACCAACAUACCUCAUCUUCGUGAACGCCUCCUCCUAGAAGGCCGUACGCUUACGUUGGCUCGUACAAUUAUGCUUGCACGGCAGUUUCAACAGUCACAAAAGGAAUCAAGAGAAUUUGCUGUUGAGAGCGAGCACGAGGAAGUUCAACAAGUCACAAGACAGCCUGCAAGGAAACCUAUGCAGAAGCGACAGGGCGAUCGCUCGAGCAAACGCUCUGCUACGCGAACUCAAUGUUUUCGCUGUGGCUCUAGGGAUCACUUGGCGAAUUCUCCUUCAUGUAAAGCCCGCAAUCAGAGAUGCUCCGCAUGCGGCAAGAUGGGGCACUUCCGUUCCGUUUGCCGCUCUCUGGGACAACUACGUCAACUUACGGAUGAACUUCCGUCACAAGAUUCCAUUACGAACUCCGAAGUACAAACUACCUUACAGUUGGAUACUUCUGCUGCAAAGAAAACUGGGAUCUACGUUACGUUGUCUGUCUCAGAGAGGGACAUACGUUUUCUCAUUGACACGGGAUCUUCAGCAACGAUUAUGUCUUCUGCCGUCUACGAGGGGCAUUUUGCAUCCUUGCAUCCUCUGAAGCCGACAUCUGUGAGCCUGUACGAUUUCUCCAAACGCUCAAUUCCCAUUCAGGGACGUUUUUCGGCACCGGUCAAGUACGCAAAUCGUUCAGCAUGUCUGAAUUUCUACGUAGUAUCCAAUGGCACGACACUUCUUGGCAUGGAUGCUGUCACGUCGUUGGAGUUAUGCAUUGACGGCAUGAGUCUCUCCUGCUUUAGUACGACUGCGUCGACAGUCACCGUACCCCCAGCAAUUUCAGCUGAUUUCGAACACCUUUUCGAUGGAACUCUGGGUCUGUCUAAACAUUACAUUCACAAGGUGAAGAUACGUUCCGACAUCAAGCCCGUUACAGGCAAGUUACGCCGUUUACCGUUAACAGUACGAGAACAAGUUUCUCAAGAACUACGUCGUCUGGAAGAACAGGACGUAAUCGAAAAUGUCACAGCUUCAGAGUGGGUCUCUCCAAUCGUAGUGGUAAAGAAAAAAGAUGGCUCCAUCCGCUUAUGCGUCGACCUACGCGAACCCAACAAAGCCGUCAUUGCGGACUGUUUCCCACUACCACAUACUGAGGAACUGCUUAACGCCUUAGCCGGCGCCAUGAAAUUCUCGAAACUGGAUCUGGCAUCCGCUUAUCAAGUUCCCCUACACCCAGAUAGCAGGGACUUAACCGCAUUUAUUACUCACGAGGGACUCUUCCGUUUUAAGCGCGCUGCAAAGGAGUUCUCUUCUGACGACAUCAUCGUUUACGGACAUUCGCAAGAAGAACACGACAACAACCUCCGUCAUGUACUCAAGCGUUUGUCUGCGGAAGGGUUGAAAUUGAAUCACAAGUGCGUGUUUGACGUCGUCGAGCUUACUUUCCUCGGACAUGUCGUAAAUGCCCAUGGACUGUUACCUCAAACGUCUGCAAUUCAAGCGCUACAAAGGGCCCCUCCACCUACGGAUUUAAAGUCACUUCGUUCUUUCCUGGGAUUACUUGGGUACUACUCCAAGUUUAUCCAUCACUUCGCCGAGCUGGUGGAACCGAUGCGUGAACUCCUUCGAGAGGGAAAAACUUUUGAGUGGACUUCCAGGGCGGAUCAAACUUUUAACAAGGUGAAAGCUACACUCAGCUCGUGCCCGGUUCUACACAUGUUCGAUGUACAGCUCCCAGUGGUCGUGACCACAGACGCUUCAUCAUACGGUUUGGGUGCCGUUCUGCAACAAAUUAAAGGGAACGAAGUUCGCACAGUCGCUUUUGCUUCCCGUACCUUAUCUUCGGUGGAGAGAAAGUACUCGGUUGGUGAGCGCGAAGCGCUUGCCUGCAUGUGGGCAUGCGAGCAUUGGCAUGUCUACUUGUGGGGACGCCCUUUUACUCUACGUACUGACCAUCAAGCGUUAGUAACCUUGCUUGGCACACAAGGCUCUGGACAUCGCCCUCUGCGUAUAUCAAGAUGGUCCGCCAGAUUGCUGUACUACAACUUCACUAUAGAGUACAAGAAGGGAGCCGAGAAUUAUAUUGCGGAUGCCCUAUCAAGGUUACCACUACAGUCAGAUGAUGUUGAUGAAGAAAUUGUCUGCACCAUCUCCAGCCCCAUUUCAAAAGAAGAAUUACAAGAGGCUACGUUGCUCGAUCCAGAAAUCAGCGAGGUCAUCAGUGCACUUGAACAAGCAACUUGGUCGCGACAUGCUCACAGAGCUCCCGCAAUGGGUCCGUACCAUCGCUGCGGACGUGAACUUUCAGUUGUGAAUGGACUUCUGCAUCGUGGCGAACGUUUAGUGGUCCCACGUACACUAACUUCCAGGCUGCUUGAGAUGGCACACGAGACGCACCCUGGAAUUGUGCGUACAAAGCAGCGACUUAGAGAUUUGUACUGGUGGCCCGGGAAUGAUGCCCAAGUGGAAAAAAUGGUGCACGAUUGCUCUAUCUGUCAGUCUGCUGACAAAUCUGCCAAGGUUGCAUCUGCACCUUUGCACCCAGUAGUAUUCCCAGCUACACCAUGGUCAAAAAUGGGAAUGGACAUAGUUGGACCGUUCGAAGACUCUCCUCCUUCGUGCCGUUACGCCAUAACGCUUUUGGAUUACCAUAGCAAGUGGCCAGAAAUUUCAUUUGCGCCCGCUGUUACAACAUCUACAGUGGAAGCAUUCCUUAUGCACGUAUUCAGUCGCGAAGGCUACCCCGAGGAGAAAGUCACAGACAAUGGCCCGCAAUUUGUGUCCACACACUUCAAAGCCUUCCUGCGAGAACGAGGUAUUCAGCACACGACAGUAUCCGUCUACUAUCCACAAGCCAACGGUCAAGUUGAACGUUUCAACAGAGUGCUCAAGGACACCAUACAAGUUGCAAUACUACAGCGCAAAGACAUCAAACGCGCAAUCCUUGAGCAUCUCGCGGUAUACAGAAGCACACCGCACGCUACAACAGGUGUCUCUCCAGCAGUGCUUCUGCAUGGCCGGAACUUUCGAACGCGCGUCAACGUGGUAGGACUUCAAAAGCCCUCAGCAACACCCGACAUGUCGAGAGUCAAGGCACGUGUGUCGUCAAAACAGAGUAAGCAGAAGGUCUACACCGACGACAAGCGAUCUGCAAGGUUCCGCAAAUUCAUGCCGGGAGACUAUGUUCGAGUGCGUCUACCGGGUCGCCGAAAGAAAGGACGGCCAAAUUUUUCUACACCCUUGAGAAUCAUCGCUUCCCGGGGACCACUAUCUUUUUUGCUGGAAGACGGCAGGAUAUGGCAUUCGUCGAAAUUUACACCAUUUUAUGGUGAGCUGAGGCCACCAGAAGGCCAAGUACAACCGGACGUACCGCCCCCUUUCGGCUACUCUUGGUGGCCUAUUGACGACAACGCACCUGUUUCGGAUAGUGCAUAUGUCUCCCCUCAAGACCAAGCUCCGCACAAAGCCGCAAGAGUACAUCCGCUGCCAUCUCUCGAACAGCAGGACCCGCCUCUACGCAGAAGCACACGACAACGUUCCGCUCCUGUCCGUUACCCGGCAAACGAGAACGACGCACCACAGGACAUUGCCGACGACAGAGCGCACUAA
Messenger RNA from Ornithodoros turicata, 4005 nucleotides. RefSeq lists its product as uncharacterized. Gene Ontology annotation, molecular function: aspartic-type endopeptidase activity; zinc ion binding; nucleic acid binding. The record is from RefSeq and is a predicted model, not a curated record. Bases 1 to 4005 code for a protein of 1334 amino acids. Gene Ontology annotation, biological process: DNA integration; proteolysis. Lineage: Eukaryota; Metazoa; Arthropoda; Arachnida; Ixodida; Argasidae. The transcript has 2 exons.